GCACAUUCCAGCCAGACCCCGUUCGAGACAAUGAGGGGUGGGACACAAUUUUAUUUAAAAUCUCUUUAGGCCUAAUCUUGCGCUUUAAUCAGGAACAGAGCAAAGUUAGGUUGAAGGUUCCUAGGCGGGCUACGUAGGCUACUUUAUCGAGAUGGAGCCAUGGGCUGUUUGUGAAUUUAUUUCAAAGCGGAAGGCUGACGUCUAGCCUAUGUUCCAGCUCGGCUUCGUGUUUUCGGUUUAUCAGUCAAAGAUUUUAGACAGAGAUUUCGCGUCACAGCGCCGCGCUUGAGACGAGACAAAUCUGGUAAACUUGGACGGACCAUAUAUCUUAGACCGAAAGGACGGGUGUUCAUUUUCCCAGUCAGGUAUCUUGGAUAUUCAGUUUAGAGUCGUUUCAUUGUAGCAGAACUGAAAUUAUUUGACAUAAAGUUGGGAGGAGCGCCAUAUAAAAAUACUGACUUUGAUUCGCAUCGAAACAGGAAAGGAUGUGGAGAGAUUCUACGAUUCAACAUCUGGGACUGAGAACUUUCACCGAACUCAAAGGUUGACAUAUGAAUGGAAGACGUAUCGAAUACAUUCAUUUUGGUUGUCUUUUAACACUUUAAAGUAGUUUAAAAGACACAUUUUGUUUGUAAUAUGGGACCAACGUGGCGCAUGUCUGUGGUGAUACAUAAUUUGGCUUCUUCGUGAAAAGCAAGAAGCUGCGCUUAAAAGGACAAAUAAAACGGAGAAUGGGGGGUGCUGCCAUGGUCACAGUGCUGCUGGCUGGGAUGUGCCUGUGGACCUCCACAGCUAAUGCAGAUCAGUCAUCUGUGGGAUCGCCGUCCAGGGGCCCUGACGGCGUCACCGACCUGCUGUGUACGUGUGAGAACAAGAAGGGGACGUGUAGGAACGGCACCUGUAGAGGUGCCUACUGCUUCUACACCAAGGUGCAUGGCAGAGAGGAGAGGGGCUGCUUCCACAAGGACCACUACAAGGAGCAGUGUUACACCAGCUUCCAGGGACUGUACGUCCACUGCUGUACCAAGAACCUCUGUAAUGUCAACAGCACCGCUCCCCCAGACCCAGUUGAGCCUACGAGGGAGGAGGACAGCGUGAUUCUGCUGGUGGCAGUCCCUCUGCUGGUGUUGCUGAUCCUGUCCAUGGCUGUGUGUGGCCUGGUGCUGUGGCUACGCUCCAGACGACAGCACCACAGGCUGGGCUACAGAGAGGACCGUGACGUCUCCAUGCUCAAGGUGCCCAGUGGGACAGACCCUACCUACGGGGAAAUCUUCGAUGAGUUCUGUACCUCAGGCAGUGGGACUGGCCUGCCGUACCUGGUGCAGAGGACCAUGGCUCGGCAGAUCUCUCUGGUCGAGUGUGUCGGUAAGGGCCGGUAUGGGGAGGUGUGGAGGGGCACCUGGAUGGGCGAGAGUGUUGCCGUGAAGAUCUUCUCCUCCAGAGAUGAGCAGUCCUGGUUCCGAGAGACCGAGAUCUACAACACUGUACAGCUCAGACACGACAACAUCCUGGGCUUCAUAGCAUCUGACAUGACUUCUAAGAACUCCAGCACCCAGCUGUGGCUGAUCACCCACUUCCACGAGCUGGGUAGUCUCUACGACUUCCUCCAGUACAGCAGCCUGGACCCCGAGGGCUGCCUAAGGAUGUGCCUGUCUGUAGCCUGCGGCCUGGUCCACUUCCACACUGAGAUACUCAGCUGCCAGGGCAAGCCUGCUAUCGCCCACCGAGACCUAAAGAGCCGGAACAUCCUGGUCAAGAGGAACGGACAGUGCUGCAUCGCCGACCUGGGCCUGGCUGUGAUGCAUUCUCAGACCAGCGAUUACCUGGACGUGGGGAACAACCCCAGGGUGGGUACCAAACGCUACAUGGCCCCAGAGGUUCUGGAUGAGACCAUCCGCAUGGACAUCUUUGAGUCGUACAAGCAGACAGACAUCUGGUCCCUGGGCCUGGUUCUCUGGGAGAUUUCUAGACGGACCAUGGUCAACGGGAUAGUGGAGGAGUACCGGCCGCCCUUCUUUGACAUGGUGCCCUCUGACCCCAGCUUUGAGGAGAUGAAGAAGGUGGUGUGUGUAGACCAGCAGAGACCCAGUCUGCACAACAGGCUCCACUCGCACCCGAUCCUGGCUUCCAUUGCCAAGGUAAUGAAGGAGUGUUGGUUCCAGAGCCCCCCAGCCCGACUCACAGCUCUCCGUGUCAGAAAGACUCUCUCCAAGCUGGACCAGGACCAUGGCUACCCCACAGAGAAACUCAAAAUGGACCUGUAGGCCUCGACACCGGACUGCAAGCAGGACGUCUAGACCUCAACAUAAGACUACGACCAGCACACCAAAAGUAGGGCUUAUAGUCUUAUAUAGAGACGAUCUAUAUCCUCUCCUACUACUUAAGACUCUGUGUCCCAUAUAUCUAGUGCUUCUUCCUACACGGCUGUCGCCUGGAUCAUGUAAUCUGGAAUGCAAUCGAAAAAUGUCAUGUAUUUGCUUUGGCCUAUUUAUCUGCUGAGAUCUGGAAUGGGAAGCAUAGCAACCGACACAUUUGGACUUGGAUCAUUCUAUGGACAGAACCCUUUGCCGGUAACUGCCUGAUUACUCCUGUUGAAAGAGUUCACCAACUUCCGGUCUUCCAUAGAGCAUGGACACUGUCUUCCAUAGAGCGUGGACACUGUCUUCCAUAGAGCGUGGACACUGUCUUCCAUAGAGCGUGGACACUGUCUUCCAUAGAGCGUGGACACUGUCUUCCAUAGAGUGUGGACACUGUCUUCCAUAGAGCAUGGACAUUGUCCUCUCCUAGGGGCCCACCGGUUUGAGAGAUCUUCAGAGUUUGGUGGAUGUGAUGUCCUUGUGGGAAUGGGUGUCUCACCGUUGGAUCAGUGAGGCCUUGUGGACAUAGCGUGAUCAUUUCAAGCGGCCGUUUAAUGCCUCGCUGGUUUCUUAAUUGUUUUGAUGCACUAUACAGGAUCUAUACGUAUUGAUUUAUUUUGCAUUUCCUGAAAACCUUUUCAGCUGACCAUAUACAGUGCCCUUGUAAUGCUCCCAUUACUGCAAUGUGUUACUCAUGAUGAUAUUGUAAGCACAGAGCUAAUAAAUCAGUUCUAUCUACUCUUAACAAUAGGAUGUUUCUUUCACCGAUUUACUGUUAAAAGCUGUUUUAAAGUUAAAGUACUUCUAUAUUUUACGAUGUUCAUUUUAUACAUGCGUUUGUUUUUUAUCUGAAAUUAUAUCUGCAAAUACUUUCAGCACAGAAUUACCAUCACGACCGUUCAACAAUAUUGAAAAAGGGAAUUAAAUAAAAACCAUCACGCUGUU
Messenger RNA from Oncorhynchus masou masou (cherry salmon), 3302 nucleotides. RefSeq names its product serine/threonine-protein kinase receptor R3-like. Gene Ontology annotation, biological process: protein phosphorylation; angiogenesis; cellular response to growth factor stimulus. The coding region runs from base 732 to 2264 and encodes 510 amino acids. The record is from RefSeq and is a predicted model, not a curated record. Gene Ontology annotation, molecular function: transmembrane receptor protein serine/threonine kinase activity; ATP binding. The transcript has 11 exons. Gene Ontology annotation, cellular component: plasma membrane; BMP receptor complex. NCBI's taxonomy places the organism in Eukaryota, Metazoa, Chordata, Actinopteri, Salmoniformes, Salmonidae.